Molecule: messenger RNA, 2387 nt
Organism: Tachysurus vachellii
Lineage: Eukaryota; Metazoa; Chordata; Actinopteri; Siluriformes; Bagridae
Gene: poc5
Product: POC5 centriolar protein homolog (Chlamydomonas)
Exons: 13
Coding region: 104-1825 (573 amino acids)
Cellular component (GO): centrosome
Source: RefSeq, a predicted model, not a curated record
ACCGUUUAAACUGCAGACUCUGUGUUUGUGUUGCACAGAUUCUAAGACUCGCUCACAAGAAAACGAAUAAAGAUAAAUAAAUAAAUAAAGUCAACCAGAUAAGAUGUCCUCAGAUGAAGGGGAUCUGGACAGUCCACACCUACCAAAGGAUUCAGACAGGGGCAGCUCAGUGUCUUCUGAACUUCAAGAGGAGUAUGAAGAACUGCUUCGCUUUGCUGUAGUCACUCCAAAGUAUAAUCCAAGUAACCCAUCACAGCUGAUGAGCAGCUCGUUUUCAAGGGAUCCUGCAAGACUCGAAGCGGUUCAGGACCUUAGAGAAUCAUCACCUGUAAGUGAGGUGAUUUCAGCCACCUGUGCUUCACAGUUAGAAGGAUCUCGACCACAGAGUCGCAUUUCUGAAGGGGAAGAGGUGGGGUCAAGGUCUGAUGGAGGACCAGAAGGUAGACAUACUGAUUCUGACAAAUCUGGGAAGAGCAGUCCAUGUCACGUGAUCGUGACGACAGAGAUGUUUGUGUCAGAGGAGAACCUGAACAAGAUGGAGGACAUUUUGGACACAUGGAGCAACAACUUGAAGAGCAACGUGAUGACGGAGCUUCGGAAAUGGAAAAUAGCCUUUGUGGAGCAGCACAGACUGGAGAUGACAAAGCAGAGGGAAAAACAUGCUGCUCAUAUAGCAGGCAUUAAUGCAGAGAUGGAUAGUCUCAAAGACCUGCUCAAUACCUACCAGAUCUCCAAUCAGCGGAAAGACGAGGUGAUCACGAAUUUGACACGAGCAGUUGACAGGCAGCGGGAGCGGCUGGAGCUGAUGAGGAGCUUCACCCAGUGGAGACACCAGCACUGUGCUGCCAAAGAGGAGGCUCAGGCGAGUAAAUUGGCAGAGCAGCACUACCAACUGCAGUUGAAGAAGAAGGUGUGGGCUGCCUGGCACUCGCUUAUCCAAAGAGGCUGGAGGGAGAGGGCAGAGCGGGCAUGCCGUGCUCGUGCUGAGGAGGUCUGUCUGCAGCUCUCUGCUGACUAUGAGGCGAAACUGGGAGAGCACAUAGAGGCCCUUCAGAAAGCCCAAGCUGAAAUCCAAAGGCUGCACAGAGAGAAAGAGCGCUAUGAAGACUCCAUGAAGAAGGCGUUCAUGCGUGGUGUCUGCGCUCUUAACAUUGAGGCACUGAGCAUGUUCCACACUGCAGAUACAGACAGACACGAGCAAGAUGCAGCACCCUCAGGAGACGAACCCAGUUCUAGCUCAAUGGCCAGCCGUCCUCUCUUUACUGCAUCUUCUGCACGUUUGAGCCCAAUCAGCAUGGAGACUCCAGUGCAGCCCGUCCACUCCCGCACUAAUACAGACGACAGAGAAGCAGAUCAGUUUAGCUCUCAGCCUGGCUGUAGUACAGCAGUCAGUAGGACAGAUGCACUUCCCGCCACUGCAGUAGUUAAUCCUGCUUUGGCACCUGGAGGCAUCACUUCGACAGGUUCGACACUUCGACAAAGUUCCCUUCGACAGUUCCCACAGACGAGUGUACGCACAGUAACAGCUGGUCAGCAGAAAGCUUCAAAGACUGUGACUGCACGUAUCACUGGACGCUCAGAACUGGUCAAGACAGGCCGUAACCCUGGCAGCGUACAUGUCAUGGGCGUGGUUCCACCAAUGAGUUCCAUCGUGGUGGAGAGACACCACCCUGUCACUCAGGUUACCAUCGGUCAGGCAACAGCAGCCAAAUUUCCUCGUUCUGCUCUACAGAGUCACACGGUGUCCAGCACUAAAAGCUCCAGCCAGCCCAGGGGACAGCCGUCCUCCGCAUUUCACAUCCACUCUGUUAAAGUAGUGGACUAACACACGCGCACACACACACACACACCCUGUCAUGGUAUCCCACAUAAAUAUGAGUGUCAUGUACACAGGAGUGACAUACAAUGGAUUACAUUUGUUAAUUGACAAAUUGGUGUGCCUUAGUUAAAACCUCAUAUUUGAGAAUCAGGGCUUUGUGUCUUUUUGUGAUUGUCCAUUAAGGUUAACAUUACAUUUUUAAAGUUUAUAAUCAUUUAUUAAGCAUUCUGUAUGUUUUAAAGUAUUUUUAUACUAAAGAAUUUUAGAUAUGACUUUUUUUAUUUAAUUCAUGGCCUUUGUCACUAUGUGUCUGUAUGUUUGUCUGUCCCUGGCUAUGAAGGGUGUUGCGAUUUCUUGGCAGUAAAGGUUAAUUAAUCACAUUUGUGCACAAUUUUUUAAAGAGUUUAUGUGUUGGAAAAAUGAAUGUAAAUCUUCAGUUAAAGAAACAGGUGUGUUUAUUAACGUAUUUCAUGGUAGACGAAGUGAACUUGAGAAAUGCUGUUGCUUCUCAAGAUUUCAAUGUUCAAAUAAAGUAUUUUUUACGUUUGGCUGACAAGCCUUCAUGAAA